This is a messenger RNA of Porites evermanni, 908 nucleotides long. The record is from the annotation of a GenBank genome assembly. NCBI's taxonomy places the organism in Eukaryota, Metazoa, Cnidaria, Anthozoa, Scleractinia, Poritidae.
AUGGCGUUUCAGGUGAAAGUUGAAUACGGAGGGAAACGCUUCGCAACUUUUCUCCUAGAAAACGUAUCAUACGAUGGUCUUGUAAGUAGCAUAAGAAAGCAUUGUUCUUCUUUGGCUCACCUAGACGCAGAUAAGAUUAGACUUUGCCACCUUGACGAGGAUGGCGAUAUGGUGAAUGUUUGUCAAGCAGAUUUGUUUGCGUUCUCGGAAAUGCUUCGCACGGCCAAAGAAGUGAAAGACCACGACUACAGGAAAAUAUUCAUUCAAGCUAACGACAUUGACUCUCCGUGCCCGCGCAAAAUGAAGCAAGUGGAUUUUGGCGUGGAAAAUCCAAGUACCGGCGACGAACUUAGUUGUUUAGAACCCAAACAACUGUCAUUUCAUGCGUCAACUUUUCCGUCAGCAAGUUUUACUGAAGACGCGCGAUCGAGUCUCACAUCAGCUCAAAAUGACCAGCAAGGAUGUAGCCCGUUAGAUUCAAAACAACAGGAAAUGAAAGACAGUCUUACUGUUUUGCAAGUGCAGAUAGUUACUGCAAAGGAAGCACUGCAAAACUUAAUUAGCUAGAGAACGAGUACGUAACACCCUUAAGUCUUCGAGGACGCGUGUGCAAUAGUUGUCAUGCAACUAGCCAUACGAAGACAACAUGCCACAGUCCUCCUUGUUCAAAUAUUGAUUCGUGUAAAAAAAAAAGAUAAACACCCUGAGCACAAAAUUAAGGUCAACGAGCUUUAGCGCGAGAUUAAAUCACUUGAAAGUCAAGCAGCAGAGAAAGAGUAAAACAUCAAACGUUUAGCAAGCGCACGGGAGCGCGCCAAGACAUCAUUCUUUGCAGUGAUGCAGCCUCGAUUAAAGGCGCAGAACUUGCUAAAAUAUGGUACCGGGAAACGAAUGCAACUGGAUCAUGA